AUGUCUGGAAUCAAGACUAGAAAUUCAACAAAUAAAAGGACCAAACGUGGAUUUAAGACCGGGAUUGCAACAAAAACGAAGCCUUUCUUGUCACUUCUUUUGCUGUUCUUCUUGGCUUCUUUUGCUAAUCUAACCCACGCGGGACCACCCAGACCUGCCCGCCCCCCUUUGCUGUCUGGACAACCCUUUAUCGUCUUCUGGGGGAUCAAAGACUCCUCUUGCGCCAACCGUCCUGACUUCAGAUCAUUUGGGAUAGAGCCAGAGGGCCGAGUAGCGGUUUUCUACGAGGACACGUUGGGGAACUAUCCUUAUUUUGUGGAUAAGGACAACGCGGUAAACGGGGGACUACCACAGCACACCAAACUGGACCUCCACAUCCGGAAGACACAGGGGGACGUGGAGACAGCCCUGCCCGCCCCGAGGUACCUGGGUCUGGGGGUGGUGCGCUGGCAGGAGUGGGCCCCGCAGUGGAGCAGGAGAGGAGGUAAACAGGGGCUGUACCAGAACGCCACCAAGAAGCAGCUCCGGAGGUUCUUCCCAGAUUGGACGAAGCAGGAGCUGGAGAGGUGGUCCAAGGUGGACUUUGAGGCUGCCGCUCAGUCUGUAAUUACAGAAACUCUGAGGGAGGUGCAAAGGUCACGCCCCAAAGCAUUGUGGGGGAUGUGUCCGUACCCCAGCUGUUCUAAUGGUUCUCCAGCUCAGACGGCGCUGUCCAACUACACGGGGGAGUGUCCAGAAGAGGAGAGGAGCCUGAACGACCAGCUGCUGUGGCUGUGGAGGAGGAGCAACGCCAUCUACCCUCUGCUCACCCUGGAGAAGAUACAGGGCGAGACUAGAGGAGCCGCUCUGUUUCUGUCCAAUCUGAUUCGAGAAGCUCUCAGAGUGGCGUCUUUAGGAGGAAGUUCAGAGGACCUGCCGGUGUUCCCACUGGUCCGAAGUGUCUACACCUCCACCAACACUUUCCUAUCUCUGAGUGACUUGGUGACAACCAUUGGAGAAAGUGCUGCUCUGGGAACAGCUGGGAUCGUCAUCUGGGACAAGACUGAGCCAAAGACUGAAAGAGAGUGUGAGGAUCUGAGUCUCUUCACCUCCUCGGUGCUCGGUCCUUACGUGUCCAACGUGACGGCCGCCUCCAGACUGUGCUCGGCCUCCCUGUGUCAGAACAGAGGCAGGUGCGUGAGACUGGAGCAGGACCAGCCCACCUACCUGCACCUGCCAUCAAACAGCCCGGACUCGGCGGACAGGGUAAAGAGGAGCGCGCACAAACUCACCUCUGAUGAAGCCACAGACCAGCCUGACCCCUCCCUCAGACCCGACCCAGACCCUGCAGAGCUGUGGAAAAGGGACUUUCAGUGUCAGUGGUUCUCCUCCUCUGACCGGGACGUGUCAGACCAACAGACGCCCAAAGACGGUGCUCCUUCUGUGGGCAAGAGAGAGGACAGCGUGGGGCAGGGGCUGGAUGUGCUGCCUACUGUUUCAGAUGGGAUAGCCACAACUACGGGUGCCUACGGGGCUCAGAAUGGGGACAAUGGAGGAAGUAAGUCGAGAGCGGACAUGCAGAUAGAUCUGUCUCUCAGAUUCAAACUGGUGUGA
Boleophthalmus pectinirostris (great blue-spotted mudskipper) is the source of this 1593-nucleotide messenger RNA. RefSeq names its product Glyco_hydro_56 domain-containing protein. Lineage: Eukaryota; Metazoa; Chordata; Actinopteri; Gobiiformes; Gobiidae. Gene Ontology annotation, biological process: hyaluronan catabolic process; carbohydrate metabolic process. The transcript has 8 exons. The coding region runs from base 1 to 1593 and encodes 530 amino acids. Gene Ontology annotation, molecular function: hyalurononglucosaminidase activity. The record is from RefSeq and is a predicted model, not a curated record.